AUGGAUACGAAGAGAUUCAGGACGCAAAUAUCUCCACCGAAGCACUCAGAUCUGGCAAAUGACUGUAGUUCUCAAGUAGCAGGGAGGAAGAGUACUGGACUCAAUACGAUGAAGUUGAUGGGGAUCCUGGUUAUUGCUAAUUUGUGCUCCCUUCCCCAAAUAAAAGUUCCAAAAUCAGGUUCCGAAGACAUUAUAUCCGAUCAAACUGUUGAGGAGACUCAAGACAAAUUGCUUGGCGGCCUUCUUGUUGAUGAGUUUGAUGAUGAGGAAUCUUGUCUAAGUAGGUACCAGUCCAUCUUAUAUCGCAAGACACUACCACACAGACCUUCUUCGUAUCUUGUAUCCAGGUUGCGAAGGUAUGAAGCUUUGCAUAAGCGCUGUGGAGCCUAUACAAAGUCCUACAACAGGACAUUGGAGCAGCUCAAGUCUGGCCACAUCACUGGGCCCACAGAUUGUAAAUAUGUGGUAUGGAUAUCAUUUAGCGGAUUGGGAAACAGGAUUCUAGCAUUAGCUUCAGCAUUCUUGUAUGCACUUCUCACAAAUAGGGUCCUACUUGUUGACCGUGGGAAUGAUAUGACUGAUCUCUUCUGUGAACCAUUUCCAGGGGUGUCAUGGCUACUCCCUUUGGAGUUCCCUCUUAAUGAUCAGUUCAACAGCUUCAAUCAAGGGCAUCCUCAUUGCUAUGGUAAUAUGGUUUUAAACAACUCAACAGGAUCAGUACCACCACCUUUUGUAUAUCUUCAUCUUGCCCAUGAUUAUAAUGAUCAUGAUAAGCUUUUCUUCUGUGAUCAAGAUCAAUCUCAUCUCCAAAAUGUUCCUUGGUUGGUCAUCAAGACUGACAACUAUUUUGUCCCAUCACUCUUCUUGAUCCCAUCCUUUGACAAGGAACUGAGUAACCUCUUCCCCGAUAAAGAAACGGUUUUCCACCACUUGGGUCGCUAUCUUUUCCAUCCCACAAAUUCAGUAUGGGGGUUGAUUUCCAGGUAUUAUCAAGCAUACUUGGCUAAAGCAGAUGUGAGGGUGGGCAUCCAGAUUAGAGUGUUUGAUACUGGCACAGGCCCAUUCCAGUAUGUGAUAGAUCAGAUCCUAGCUUGUUCCCUGAAGGAGAAAAUAAGGAAUAUGUAUUGGGAGCACCCUACAGUCACUGGGGAGGCGAUUGGGGUUUACCAGCCAAGCCAUGAAGAGUAUCAACAAAGCGAGAAGCAGAUACACAACAGGAAGGCAUGGGCUGAAAUGUAUCUCCUGAGCCUGAGCGAUGUCUUGGUCACAAGCGCAUGGUCGACCUUUGGGUAUGUAGCUCAGGGUCUUGGAGGCUUGAAACCAUGGAUUCUCUACAAGCCUGAGAAUAGGACAACCCCUGAUCCACCUUGUCGUCAGGCCAUGUCCAUGGAACCUUGCUUCCAUGCUCCUCCACUUUAUGAUUGCAAGGCAAAGAGAGGGGCAGAUACGGGGGCAUUUGUCCCGCACGUGAGACAUUGUGAGGACAUGACCUGGGGCCUUAAGCUGGUCGAUUGCUCGUGA
Molecule: messenger RNA, 1521 nt
Organism: Nelumbo nucifera (sacred lotus)
Lineage: Eukaryota; Viridiplantae; Streptophyta; Magnoliopsida; Proteales; Nelumbonaceae
Source: RefSeq, a predicted model, not a curated record